Cuscuta europaea is the source of this 1135-nucleotide messenger RNA. The record is from the annotation of a GenBank genome assembly. NCBI's taxonomy places the organism in Eukaryota, Viridiplantae, Streptophyta, Magnoliopsida, Solanales, Convolvulaceae.
AAGAGAAGUGAAGGUCGGAGAUUCAGUCAAAGCCAAGGGAAGAAGGCUAUGAGUAGUGUGCCGUCUUAUCUCAUCAUCGGCGUCGUGUCGUCACCGCCGGUGAACUGGUGGGACAAGAUAAACGCAUCAGUAAAAUGGCAAGACGGGAUCUUUUAUUCACUCUGUAGUGCCUACGCUCUCGUCUCUGCCGUUGCCCUAAUUCAAUUGAUUAGAAUUGAACUGAGAGUGCCUGAGUUUGGCUGGACUACACAAAAGGUCUUUCAUAUCAUGAAUUUCAUUGUAAAUGGAGUUCGUGCUAUUAUCUUUGGGUUUCACAAACAAGUCUUUCUUUUCCACCCGAAGGUGUUAACUUUGGCGCUUUUGGACCUCCCUGGAUUGCUCUUCUUCUCAACAUAUACACUUCUUGUCUUAUUCUGGGCAGAAAUAUAUCACCAGGCUAGAAGUUUGCCAACUGAUAAGCUCAGAGUCCUUUAUAUAUCAAUUAAUGGUGUAAUAUACAUCAUACAAGGUGGUAUAUGGGUGUACCUUUGGAUCAAUGAGAAUCAGACGGUAGAGUUUUUUGGAAAGAUAUUUAUAGCAGUUGUUUCACUCAUAGCAGCCUUGGGAUUCUUGUUCUAUGGUGGAAGGCUAUUUGUCAUGCUGAGACGCUUUCCUAUUGAGUCUAAAGGAAGAAGAAAGAAGCUUCAUGAGGUUGGAUCUGUAACAGCCAUAUGUUUCACUUGUUUUGUCAUAAGAUGUUUUGUGGUUGUAUUGUCUGCUUUUGAUUCUGAUGCAUCACUCGAUGUAUUGGACCAUCCAGUGACGAAUUUCAUAUAUUAUGUGCUAGUGGAGAUUCUUCCUUCCGCUCUUGUUCUCUACAUACUGCGCAAACUGCCCCCCAAAAGAGCAUCUGCACAAUACAACCCCAUACGUUAGCUGCACUAAGAGUGAGUUUGGUUGGAGGAUUUGAGAGGGGAGGUUUAAUUUUUGUUAUAAUUGUUUUCUCUUAUCUGUCGGUCCUAGACUAGGAAAUAAAUAACUAUUUGCUUUUUGUUAAAUGAUGUAAUUCUAUAUAAAAUUUCAUCUUCCUUUAUUGUCAAAAAUCUAAAUGUAAAAAAACUAAUACUACGUAAAAUAUAAUCACCAUUCCCUUCGU